This is a messenger RNA of Formica exsecta, 5650 nucleotides long. It is a transcript of the gene Sym, whose product is annotated as symplekin. The record is from RefSeq and is a predicted model, not a curated record. Gene Ontology annotation, cellular component: mRNA cleavage and polyadenylation specificity factor complex. The coding region runs from base 286 to 3624 and encodes 1112 amino acids. The transcript has 16 exons. Lineage: Eukaryota; Metazoa; Arthropoda; Insecta; Hymenoptera; Formicidae.
UGAUCAAAAUGCCAAGAUGGCGACGAGAUCGAACUUUUAGCACAUCGCACAAUACCCGUCGUUUAAAAUUACCUUCAAACUUACGAUAUUUACGUGACGGAUAUUUACAUAAUAUUAUACGAUUGAGCGAGGAGGGCUCGUUUAUUUGUCGUAACGAUUAAUCGCGUGUCGUCACGUCGAACACACUUAUGCGACACACGUUGGCCGAGAAAUUCGCGCCUGCUGGCGCAUAAUUCCGUGUUAAAAUUCCGCGAUUUAUUGCCGCUUGUUUGUAUGUAAAUAACGAUGGAUCCACGUUUGCAUAGAAGAUCCGAGCCGGAAAAGGGAUCGGGCGAUUUGAUUGUUGAAUGGAUAAAUGAGGCUUCUAUGAACCCCUCUGAAGAAGUUAAGGUUGCAAAUAUAUGUAAAAUACAGGAAUUUUUGUUGAAUAAAGAACCACAUUUGUUAGAGCUUUAUUUGGACGAUGUUCUUCAAUUUUCGAUAAAUAGAAGUGCUGAAGUCAGGAAAACUAUUACAGGAUUUAUCGAAGAAGCUGGAAUAAAACAAUCAGAGGUAAUUCCUCGUAUAGUUCAAAUACUUCUUACAUUAGCAUCAGAUGAAACAUCGGCUGUGGCUAAACGUGCACUUAGAGCCAGUGGUAGAAUUCUUAGAGCUGCUCUCAAAUGGAUUGCUAGCGCUACUGUCGUUACACCAGAAAUGGAGUUGGCAUGGACUCAACUAAGUGCUCUGAAAGUUCAAAUCAUAAAUAUGAUUGACAGUGAUAACGAUGGAAUAAGAACACAAGCUGUAAAAUUUCUUGAGGGUGUAAUUCUAAUACAGACAUAUCCAGAUCCUGACAGUCCAAAGAAAUCUGAUGACUUUUCUCUCGAAGAUAUUCCACUAACAUUGAAAAUAGCUCGUAGACGAAAAUUAGAAGAAGAAGCCAAUCAUGUUAUGGACUUGUUGAUUAAGUUUCAUGGAUCUCCACAUGUUAGUAGCGUCAAUUUAAUGACAUGCAUGGGAUCAUUGGCAUUAAUUGCCAAAAUGAGACCACAGUUUAUGCCAAAUGUUAUAUUAGCUCUACAGAGGUUGCAACAUGAUCUUCCACCAACGCUAUCUGAUUCUCAAGUAACUAGUGUACAAAAACAAUUAAAACUCACGCUUCUUGGAUUAAUAAAACAUCCUGCUAGUGUAGAAUAUGCUUCAACCAUAGCUAAACAAUUAGCUCAACUUGGAGCAAAAGAGCAGGAAAUUAUUAAGGCCUAUCCAAAGCCAGAAGAUGUUCGUCGAAUAAAAAAGCGUCAACAGGAAGUAGCAGCUGCUAGUGUUGCAAAACGAGCAAAGAUUGAUGUGGCUCUAAUAUCCGAGGAAGUAGAAGCGGCCUCAAGUCUUCUUCCUUCAUUUAAAUUACCAGAAUUAAUUGAACUUUCUGAAAGUUUUAUUGCUGAAAGACUUAGUGUAGAGAUUGCAACAGAUUUAGUGAUGGACAGUAUGGCAUGGGUACCAGAUACUAUGACAACAAUUUUCCAAAGGGAAUAUCAACCUACUGCAACUACUGAUAUUAAUAUACAACGUCAAACAAUCGCUAAACUGUUAGCAGUACAAAUCAAACAAACUAAAGCAAAAAAGCACAAAAAAGAUACUAAGGAGGAAGAUGCUGUAAUGGAAGAUUUAAUUAAGAAUCCCACUAUUAGUGUAGCUGAGGCAAAGCGUGAGCGUAAACGCGAAAAAGAUCGCGAGAAGGAGAAAGAAGCGAAAGCAUCAUUGGAGGCUCAUGAAAAAUCUCUUGCAAAAGCUAGAAAUCGUUUGAAGGCAUUAAAAUUAACUGAAGUGACAAAACCACUUUCAAAGGAAAUUAAAGAGCGAAUGUUAUUAAUGGCAGUCAAUCGAAUAUUACUUUCAGAAAAAACUGCAGUUCUCGGUGGCGUAGCCGCUAUAAGAUCUAAAAUUCUGACUACUCUGGCAGCUACUUUUAAUCCUUAUAUUAAGGAAGCUGUACUGCGAUAUAUUACCGAUGAUAUGCGAAAUCGAUUAGAUCUAGCACUAGGUUGGCUGUACGAAGAGUAUGCAUUAUUGCAAGGAUUUCAGAGGCGAACUACAUUGUGUACAAAACCACAGGAAGCUCCACAUCAAGCAUACAACUUUUUAUUAUGCACCUUAGUGUCAGCUAUCGAUUUAGUUCAGGGUAAAGAUCGCGAUACAUUGUUAUCCAGAUUAUAUCUGGAGGCACCACUAAUAACCGAAGAUGCUGUAGAAGCCUUAAAAAUGGUGUCGUCUGAUGAAAUUAGAGGUCUUGCACCAUUGCAGCUUCUGAAAGAAAUGGUAGUGCGUAGGCCAACAAAACAACUGGUAUUUUUAAAUGUCUUAUUAUGCCAUACCGGACAUGAAAACAAUACAAUACGGGAGGCUGCAAUACAAUUAGUCUGUCAGUUGUACAGCAGGCCAGAAUUAAGUAAAUUGAUUGAGGAAUAUGCAGUUCUAUAUCUAGGCUUUUUACGCCUUCAUAACCCACCUGAAAUUGUUUUUGGGCAAGAUAGAGGCAGACCGCAAAUUGAGAGCCAAUGGACUGAAUCAACUACACGUGCUUGUUUAGGUUUAUAUCUUGCUCUUCUUAGUGAACAUCAAGAUCUUAUUCACGAGUUAGCGAGAGUGUAUACAUCAAUGGCAGCAGAUGUGAAACGUAUUGUAUUAAGAUUAGUGGAGGGGCCAGUAAGAUCUUUAGGUAUGGGUAGCCCACAACUGCUUGCACUUGUUGAAAAUUGUCCAAAAGGAUCUGAAACUUUAGUCACAAGAAUUAUACAUAUUCUUACAGAGAAAUCUGCUCCAAGUACAGAGUUAGUAGCCAGGGUACGAGAGUUAUAUCAGACUAGAGUCUCCGACGUCAGAUUUUUAAUACCUGUCCUAAAUGGACUCACAAAAAAAGAAGUGAUCGCCGCACUUCCAAAAUUGAUAAAAUUGAAUCCUAUCGUCGUAAAAGAAGUAUUUAAUAGAUUACUUGGAACACAUAACAAUGAUAGUGGUGUACCGCAUACAUCGCCUAUUACACCUGCAGAAUUAUUAAUAGCUUUACAUAAUAUAGAUCCAAGCAAGGCUGAAUUAAAAACUGUUAUCAAAGCAACUUCUCUUUGCUUUGCUGAAAAACAAGCAUAUACGCAGGAAACGGUCGCGGUUGUAAUGCAACAUCUUAUGGAGAUGACACCUCUGCCAACACUACUGAUGCGCACAGUUAUACAGAGUUUGGCCCUUUAUCCCAGGCUAAGCGGAUUUGUCAUGAACAUACUUCAGCGUCUGAUUCUGAAGCAAGUGUGGAAACAGCCAAAAGUAUGGGAGGGCUUUGUCAAAUGUUGCGAACGCACGCAACCGCAAAGUUUUGCCGUUAUUCUGCAAUUACCGCCGGCACAAUUGGCAGAGGCGCUCCGAAUGGCCAGUAAUUUACGUGCUCCUUUGCUAGCCCAUGUUGAAGCUUUUGCCGAGAAUCAGAAAGCACACAUUCCACAAUCGAUAAUGGAUGUCAUACAGGGUAAAGUGCCCUGUGACAUGCACGAUGAGUUUGAUAUUGCACCACCUGACGAUUAUUCGAAUGAUCAAAAACCAGAUACAAUGGAAAUUGAUCUUUCGGAACCAGCUCCUCCCGGUUUAGAUUAGCAUAAAGUCAUUCCAGUAUUAGGAUCAGAAGCAUCGUCUACCGAAUAUCCUAAUAUUUAACGAAUCUGCACUGUAAUCCAUACAGUAAAUUAUUUUUUAUUUUAUUUUUUUUUGCAUUGCUGUAAGCCAUGUGAAAGACAGCUACAUAUUGCAUUGACAAUGAUCCCUAUUUAUAGGCCCAUUUGGCAUUGAGUAUAAUUUUGAGUUUGAAACUUUAUUCAAUUAACAUUUAGCAGUAAAUGUUCGACUGUAAGAAGAGUAAAAUCGCAAACACUUUAAGAUAAAACAAUAAGAUCUAGAUAGCAGCAAUUUAAGUGAUUAUUAAUAUUCUUUUUUUAUCAUUUUGAUUUGAUAUUAUACAUAUCGUUGAUUUUAAAUCACUGUCAUCUAUAUAUUCAUUUUAAUAUUUAAUGUGACAGCGUAUGGAUGCUAUCUGACUCUUCUCAUAUAUAAAUUAUGCUAUUGAUAAUUUCUGAUAUAUUUGAAAAAAAUAUCAAUUUUCUUAAAAUCUCUAGAAACUUUUUUAUAUUUAUGAUUAAUGUCUUAAUUUGCAUUACGCUAUAAUUCUUAUGUAUAUACAGAGAAAGAAAUAUCAGUGUUGUAAGUUAGCUAAAAUAUAAUAUUUAUAUUAUAUAUUUAUAUGUAUAUAUCUAUCAGAUAUAUUUCAUAUAAAAUAUACAUGAAGCUUUAGAGAAUAGGAAAUUAGAUUAGUUAAAUCAUCAAUUAUUUGACGCGACAGAAAUUUUAUCUUAUAGAUUUUUAAUUUUCUAAAAUUAGAAGCUCGCGACACACACUCACACACACAUUUCUCGAUUAAUUACUUGUUCGCUCGCGUGACAUCGCAACUUAAACAGCCAUUUUACAGUAAUAUAAAUUCGCUUGAAAAUUACUCUUGCAUCGCGAUUAUUACAAAAAUAAUAUUUCAUUGGAAUAGAUAAAAAUAUAACACCCUGUUCAUAUUAUAGUUUGGUACAAUUGAUUCGUUGUAUAUUACUAUGUUGCUUGUGCAUAAGAAUUAAAUUAAUCGCAAAUUAGUUUCAAAAGAUUGCACAUAUAUGUAUAUAUGUAUGUUAGAAAUUAUAUAAUACUUGUGUCCUCAAAAAAAUUUAAUAUACAUAAAACAUAAAUGAAUUUAAUCAUGGAAUUUAACAUAACAGAAUCAUAUAAAAAUAAUUUAAGUAAACAAUUUUUUUCAUGACAGCGUAUAUAAUUCGCAUUGUGUAAAAAACAAUAAAAUAUUUUUUAUUAUAUAAAAAAAUUCUCACAUAUCUGUUGCAUGUCUGUGCAUCUAUUAUAUUUUUUAUGUUAAGGAAUAAAUGAAUAUAAAACAUUAUUAUACAUACAAAACAGUUUUAAAUAAAUGUUUAAAAAAACAUGGGUAAAAAAAUUAGAAAUUUCUUGUGAGAAACAAUAUCUAGUAAGAAUUUCAAGAAUAAUAAUAAUAAUCUGUUCAAAAGUGAAACUCUACUAUUAUUCCCUGGAAAUACUUAAUUAUUUCAUUUGCACAUGUACAUUAGGUAUAAGAUAUUUUUAUGUAUAGGAUAUUGCAUACUUAUGUGUAACAUCAACUCCAACAAAACUGUCUCUAACAAAUCAACAUGAAAGCCUUUUUUGGAAGAAUUCUAAAAAUAGAAAAAAACUUAAUAGUGUAUUAAAUAUUUUUAUUAUAUCUCAUAUACAUUUAAAAAAAAAGCUGAAGUACUUGCGAAUAUGAAGGUAUAAUAUCCGCGAAUGAGCGAGCAGAAAACAAACAAGAAAAACACGAGCGAAAUGUUCACGUGUAACAAUUUUAAACAGUUUUUUUAUCGGUCGCAUCGAAGGAAGAAUAAGUCUAUUAUCUCUUAUGAUCUAAUAGGCUUUAUAUUUGAGAGUGUCAAAACAACAGAUUACACCUGAUAUUUCUAUCUUUGUAUAACAUGCUAUAGAUUCUUUAUAAGCUUAUAGAGAGAGAUAUUUGAAAAAAGUGGUCAUUGUAUCAAAGUUUUUGAUAAAAUUCAUAUUUAAUAUGUCAUCUACAACCAUUUUU